GGCAUCCUAGUCUCACUACACCUGCUGGGAUUAUUCUGCGCCAGCGUCGAUCAGGGUUACUCGGUUAACCACAUCUCCCCACCGUGCCGCUGGCAAAACAGAGGUCAUAGAGGGCCAAGGUGGGCCCGGGCGGCCCCCCGCUCCCCAUGUGUGUGAGAGGGAGCCGCAGAGCCGCUGGGCCUGGGAGAGAGAACCAGGCGGAGGAGCAGGAGGAAGAGGCGAGCGUAUGGAGAGCAGCGGAUGCAGCCCCUUUCCCCUGUGCUGGGCUCGCAGAGCCUGCGUCUAUUCCUACACAUCUCCUCUACCAAAAUAUGACCGACACCUAGCAUCUCCCAACGGCAUGGCAACAGGAUACCCGGACCCUAAUGUAAAUAACCAUGGCCUGAGUCAGGGGGUGAAACCACGCUUCAGUGGAGGGAUGGAGCGGCCGCCCGGGACACUGGAGCGUGUGCUCAAAGUCUUCCACUAUUUUGAAAACAGCAGUGAGCCCUCCACAUGGGCCAGCAACAUCAGACAUGGAGAUUCCACUGACAUCAAGGGGAUCAUCCAGAAGAUUGUGGACAUCCACAAGGUGAGGUGCGUCGCGUGUUUUGGCUUGCGGCUCAGCCAUCUGAAGACAGGGGAGAUUCACUGGCUCCACCCGGACAUGGGCGUCUCACACGUGAGGGAGCGAUAUGAGCGCCGCCACCCACAGGACGAGUGGAGGUAUGAGCUCCGGAUACGCUACUUGCCAAAAUCAUUCCUAAACCAGUUUACUGAGGACCAGCCAGCACUAAACUACUUUUACCACCAGGUGAGAAGCGAUUAUAUGAUGGAAGUAGCUGAUCAAGUCGAUCAGGACAUUGCACUUAAACUGGGCUGCCUUGAAAUCAGGAGGUUUUUCAGAGAGAUGCCAGGAAAUGCUCUUGAUAAAAAAUCCAACUAUGAAUUACUAGAAAAAGAUGUGGGUCUGAGGAGAUUUUUUCCCAAAAGCUUGUUGGAUUCGAUCAAGCCGAAAUCGUUACGGAAGUCGAUCCAGCAGACCUUCAAGUUGUUUGCCAACCUUAACGAUGAGCAGAGCAUUGUCAAGUUCUUUGAAAUCCUGUCACCAAUUUACAGAUUUGAUAAAGAAUGCUUUAAGUGUGCUCUUGGGUCCAGCUGGGUGAUAGCAGUAGAGCUAGCCAUUGGCCCUGAGGAAGGAAUCAGCUACCUCACUGACAAAGGCUCAGCUCCGACACACCUGGCCAACUUCACACAGGUGAAGAGUAUUCAAUUUGAGGAACAGGAGAAGAAGGGAAUUCUGCAGCUGGAUGUAGCUGGUGCAGCAGAGCCUCUAAAGGUGACGACACCAUGUGUGAGCACCGCAGAGAACAUGGCUGACCUGAUCGACGGUUAUUGCCGUCUCGUCAACAAAACUUCGUUAUCCUUCAUCGUGCGUGCGCAGAAAGAGGGAGAAAGAGCGUUGCCUUCAAUCCCAAAGGCUCCGAAAGCCUCGAACCAUGACAAACGACUACAGAGCGUCAGGGCCAAGGCUGUCUCUGUCUCAGAUGAGAUUAGUGGAGACGAGACCGACGACUACGCAGAGAUCAUAGAUGAAGAGGACACAUACACCAUGCCCUCCACCAGGGAUUAUGAGAUCCAGAGAGAGAGAAUUGAGCUGGGCCGCUGUAUAGGAGAAGGCCAGUUUGGAGAUGUCCACCAGGGAGUCUACGUUUGUCCGGACAGUCCUCCCGUCUCAGUGGCCAUAAAGACUUGCAAAAACACUACGUCCGACAGCGUGCGAGAGAAAUUUCUACAGGAGGCCUUAACAAUGCGUCAGUUUGACCAUCCGCACAUCGUGAAAUUGAUCGGUGUCAUCACAGAAAACCCAGUGUGGAUCAUUAUGGAGCUCUGCACAUUGGGAGAGUUGCGCUCGUUCCUGCAAGUGCGGAAGUACAGCUUGGACUUGGCAUCACUGAUCCUGUAUUCCUACCAGCUCAGCACAGCACUCGCCUACUUGGAGAGCAAACGCUUUGUGCACAGGGACAUAGCUGCCAGGAACGUGCUGGUGUUAUCGGUAGACUGCGUGAAACUGGGCGACUUUGGCUUGUCCAGGUACAUGGAGGACAGCUCCUAUUAUAAAGCCUCUAAAGGGAAACUGCCUAUUAAAUGGAUGGCGCCAGAAUCCAUUAACUUCAGACGCUUUACAUCAUCCAGUGAUGUGUGGAUGUUUGGCGUGUGUAUGUGGGAGAUAUUGAUGUACGGAGUGAAGCCCUUUCAAGGUGUGAAAAACAACGACGUGAUUGGCCGUAUUGAGAACGGCGAGCGACUGGCCAUGCCGCACAACUGCCCCCCCACCCUGUACAGUCUGAUGACCAAGUGCUGGGCUUAUGACCCGAGCAAACGGCCUCGCUUCAACGAGCUCAAAGCACAGCUGAGCACCAUCCUCGCGGAGGAGAAGGCUCAGCAGGAGGAGCGCAGCCGGAUGGAGAUGAGGAGGCAAGUGAACGUGUCCUGGGAUUCUGGGGGAUCAGACGAGGCGCCGCCCAAAGGGUGGCUACGUGACUCUCUUUAUGAGAGGCUGUACAAGCCCAGCAGACCCGGUUACCCAAGUCCACGCUCAAGUGAAGGCUUCUACCCCAGUCCUCAACAUAUGGGCCAGCACAAUCACUUUCAGAUGGGAGGGUACCCAGGCCCUCACGCCAUGCCCCCCAUGCCCUGUGGGUUGUAUCCUCCACAGGCCUCAGGCAUGGGGCUCGACCUCCACGACGGCUGGAAUCAUCACAGAGCUGCUCAGGAUCAUGCCAUGUGGAACCCCAACAUGGAGGACGGUGGUGUGCUGAGGGCCGGCAUGGGUCAGCUUCUCCCUCCUCACCUGAUGGAGGAGCAGCUGAUGUUGCAGCAGCAGCAGAUGGAGGAGGACCAGCGUUGGCUAGAGCAAGAGGAGCGUUUAAUGAAACCAGACUCGAGGAAUUCCAGAGGCAGUAUAGACCGAGAGGACUGCAGUCUCCAGGGACCAACAGGAAACCAGCACAUCUACCAGCCAGUGGGGAAAGCAGAUCAUGCUGUUCCUCCUAAGAAGCCUCCUCGGCCUGGAGCCCCGGGUCAUGCAGGCAGCACAGCCUGCCUUAACACUGCAGACAGCUACAACGACGGAGUCAAGAUCCAGCCUCAGGAGAUAAGCCCUCCCCCUACAGCUAAUCUGGACCGUUCGAAUGACAAAGUCUAUGAGAAUGUGACGGCGUUGGUGAAGGCCGUGAUCGAGAUGUCGAGUAAAAUUCAGCCUGCUCCUCCAGAGGAAUAUGUGCCGAUGGUGAAGGAUGUAGGUUUAGCGCUGAGGAAUCUCCUAGCCACAGUGGAUGAGACGAUUCCCUUGCUGCCGGCUCACACACACCGAGAGGUCGAGAUGGCUCAGAAGCUGCUGAACUCUGACCUGGCGGAGCUGAUCAAUAAGAUGAAGCUUGCGCAACAGUACGUGAUGACGAGCCUGCAGCAGGACUACAAGAAGCAGAUGUUGACGGCUGCCCACGCGCUCGCCGUUGAUGCCAAGAACCUGCUGGACGUCAUCGACCAGGCUAGGCUGAAGAUGUUGGGCCAGGCAAGGCCACACUAGAGACAUUUGAGCCUCACUACUCACCAGCACAGAACUACUAAACUAGCACACAGACAGGAUGCUCCUAACACUCCACGUUCUCACUCCAGCCUGUCUGCCAGGAGCACAGCAGGGUUUUUAUAUAUAUAUAUAUAUAUAUAUAUAUAUAUAUAUAUAUAUAUAUAUAUAUAUAUAUAUAUAUAUAUAAAGGAGUGGCGCUUCUAAUCAGGAGCUUUCAUAGUGGGAUCUGCAUUGGGACUGCUGUAUUAUACUAACAUACUAGGAGUAGAUCUGGAUUAAUGACGAGCCACUGGAACGGAAACGCCGUGUCGUCGUAUCGGUCUCUGGAGAACAGAAGACGUCCUCACACUGUAUUUACCAGUUCUGUAUCUCAUUGGCGAGCCUCUGCUCCACAGCUACACUUAACAAAAUGGAGAACCAGCUCGACAGGGCCUCUGUGAACAUGCACCAGUGUUUGAUAAACUGUAAAGAUCUAAUCCAGUGUGUUUUGUCUGGAUGUGGAGCAAAGGCCUUAUGUGCCUCUCCACAACUCUGAAGGAGAGGGUUGUAUAUUUUGGCCAUGUGCCAUCUAGGAUUUAAAUAAAGUUAUGUCUGAAACAAAAGUAACAA
Molecule: messenger RNA, 4180 nt
Organism: Ictalurus punctatus (channel catfish)
Lineage: Eukaryota; Metazoa; Chordata; Actinopteri; Siluriformes; Ictaluridae
Gene: ptk2ab
Product: protein tyrosine kinase 2ab
Exons: 33
Coding region: 227-3571 (1114 amino acids)
Biological process (GO): signal complex assembly; protein phosphorylation
Cellular component (GO): focal adhesion; cytoskeleton
Molecular function (GO): ATP binding; protein tyrosine kinase activity
Source: RefSeq, a predicted model, not a curated record